Molecule: messenger RNA, 5495 nt
Organism: Lucilia cuprina (Australian sheep blowfly)
Lineage: Eukaryota; Metazoa; Arthropoda; Insecta; Diptera; Calliphoridae
Gene: Sulf1
Product: extracellular sulfatase SULF-1 homolog
Exons: 12
Coding region: 156-4829 (1557 amino acids)
Molecular function (GO): glycosaminoglycan binding; N-acetylglucosamine-6-sulfatase activity
Source: RefSeq, a predicted model, not a curated record
AAAAAACUUCAAGUUCUCCUCAAGUCCCAGCAAAAUGACGUAAUAUUCAGAAAAUCUAAAAAGAAGCGUAAAACAUUGCGCUCUACAAAUCAUUAAAAUAGAAAAAAUAAACAAAAUUUAUUAAAAUAACUGUGAUAAAUAAAAAACUAAACAAAAUGCAGCCACAAAAUAUAAAUAAAUUAGCAAUAAUUGCCAGCAUUAUGACAAUGUUCAUGCUAAAUUUAUUGCUUAAGACAGCAGCUGCCAAAGAAAAUAUACCCACAUAUGUUAGAGAUGAAGCUGAACUGCAAGGGAGAGAGAAAAGAGAUAGUUAUAGACCUAUAGAACAACAGCCACAGACACAUAGAUCGGCACAUCAUCAUAAUCAGCAGCAUCAUUCGUCACAUCAUACUCACAGUGGCAGCAAUCAUCACCACAGGCAGCAGCAACAGAGGCAACGUAAUGCCGGUUACAGUGCAGCUCAUAGUACAUAUAGACGUUACUCAAGAGAUUCUAAGGAUACCGCCAACACUUACAGUAGUCGUAAACCUAAUAUUAUUUUAAUACUUACCGAUGAUCAGGAUGUUGAAUUGGGUUCUUUGAAUUUUAUGCCCCGAACUUUGCGUAUUUUAAGAGAUGGCGGGGCGGAGUUCAAACAUGCCUAUACCACAACACCCAUGUGCUGUCCAGCCCGUUCUUCCAUAUUAACCGGCAUGUAUGUGCAUAAUCAUAUGGUCUUUACCAACAACGAUAACUGUUCGAGUCCACAGUGGCAGGCCACACAUGAGACACGAUCCUUUGCUACGUAUUUGUCAAAUGCCGGCUAUAGGACGGGCUAUUUUGGCAAAUAUUUGAAUAAGUAUAAUGGUUCCUAUAUACCACCGGGUUGGCGGGAAUGGGGAGGUCUUAUUAUGAAUUCAAAAUAUUAUAACUAUAGUAUAAAUAUGAAUGGACAAAAGAUCAAACAUGGAUUUGAUUAUGCCAAGGAUUACUAUCCCGAUUUAAUAGCUAAUGAUUCGAUAGCAUUUUUAAGAUCAUCAAAACAACAAAACCAAAGAAAACCUGUGAUGUUAACAAUGAGUUUUCCGGCACCACAUGGACCCGAAGAUUCAGCGCCGCAAUAUAGUCAUUUAUUUUUUAAUGUAACUACACAUCAUACUCCUUCAUAUGAUCUGGCUCCGAAUCCCGAUAAACAAUGGAUUUUAAGGGUAACCCAACCCAUGGAACCGGUACACAAACGUUUUACAAACAUAUUAAUGACCAAACGUUUACAAACCUUACAAUCUGUUGACACGGCUGUGGAGAGAGUUUAUAAUGAAUUAAAAACUUUAGGAGAACUAGAUAAUACCUAUAUAAUAUACACCUCCGAUCAUGGUUAUCAUUUGGGACAAUUUGGUUUGAUUAAAGGUAAAAGUUUUCCAUUUGAAUUUGAUGUAAGAGUACCGUUCUUGGUGCGCGGACCUGGUAUACAGCCUUCAAAAGUGGUAGAUGAAAUUGUUUUAAAUGUGGACUUGGCUCCGACAUUUUUAGAUAUGGGCGGGGUACCAACACCAGCUCACAUGGAUGGUCGCAGUAUUUUACCUUUGUUGCUAAACAAACAUAGAAAUGUCAAAGAACAAUGGCCCGAUACAUUUCUAAUCGAAAGUUCCGGACGUCGGGAGACACCAGAACAAAUAGCCGAAGCACGAGCCCGUUUACAGAUGGAGAGAACAAAUAUGAAAUUAGCUAAUAGCACUUUAUUAGAAGAUCUUGUAGGAAACAUUACUUCCACACCACAAACACACAUAGAUGUCAUCGAUUUGGAAUCGAGAGAAGAAGAACAAUUUGCCGAGACUGAGAGAGAAGUAGACACCGAUACCGAAGAUGAUUUCGAUUUUGAUAAUGAAGAAGACGUCGAUACUUCGAAUGGCAAUCUGGAGGAUGAGGAAGAUGAGGAUGUCGAUGAAGAUAAUGAACAACAAGAUCAAUUUGAUAAUAAUCUACCUUUGGCCCCCUAUAUAACUAAAAUGAUGCGUUUAAAUUCGGAAUGUUCAGAUCCUAAACUUUUGGAAAAUUGUAGACCUGGUCAAAAAUGGAAAUGUAUCAAUGAGAAUGGUAGAUGGCGCAAGCACAAAUGUAAAUUCCAUUUACAAUUACAGCAUCAUUUAGCGGAAAUUUCUAAAUAUCCCAAGAAUCCCAAUAAACGUAAAUGCGCCUGUUUUACACCAGAUGGCGUGGUGUAUACCAAAAUUAAGCCCGAAAACUAUUAUGGCGAACAAAGAAGAGUUAGGAAACGUACCCAAAGUUUUGGUAAAACUUCCCGCCGACAUAAACGAGACACGGAAAAUUUUGAUAUAGAAGAAUUAUAUCACACCGAGUUACCCUAUGAAAUGGAAGAACUUUUAGAUUUACAUGGCAAUUUAAAUGAUCUGGAAAAACAUUUAUUAGCUCAAAACGAAAAGAAAGCCGAACAUUUACGUCUUAAACGUGAGCUAACGGCUAAUUUAUUUGAAAAUCCGGAGGCUCUUAAUGAUAGUGAUGAAAGUAAAAAGAAUUCCUCUUCUAAUGAUGCCAUUUCUAAAGUAAUACAAGAGAUACAAGAUACUCUAGAAACCUUGGAAUUAAAGUUUGUAGAACAUGAUUGGUCUAACAGUAAUACAUCGAAAACAUCUACGAAACUUACAUCUUCCGGUUUUGUUCGGGGUAGUAAAUUUCCCAAGGUAGGUGGACGUGUAGGUACCCGCUGUUAUAUUGAAUCUGAAACUGGUAAAGUCAAUUGUUCCGAUGUUAUCUAUGAUGAUGAGAAAACAUGGCGUAAAUCAAGAUCACAAAUUGAUAUGUUAAUCAAGGUUUUAAAGGAUAAAAUUACCCAUUUGAAGGAUAUUAAGAAACAAUUGAGAGAAAGUAAACAGCAACAACAGGGCAGAUAUUGGAAUAAUGAAUUUAUAGCACAAUCUAGGGAUGAUAAUGCUAAUACCGAUUUAUCGGUAAUAUCAACAGAAUAUUAUGGUCCUAAAGGAUCUAGACGUCGUAGACCUUAUAGCAAUCAGCAUCAUCACCAGCAACAACAUCAUGGCAGACAUCAUCUCUAUGGUGGAAUUAAUAAUGGGCCUGGUAGCCGAAGAAGAAUAUCUGAUAAUACAGAAUAUGAAAAAUAUCCUCAAGUUUCGAAAAAUAUAAACAUACAUGAUUUAAUAGGAACACAGCCAAGAGGAAAACCACGCCAUAAUGUGCCAAAUAUACCUGCAAGUACAAUAAUCAGCAGUACAACUUCUCAAUUUCCGGAAGAAAGUUCAACAAAUAAUAAUAAUUUUGAAAAAGGAAAUUAUAACAGAUUGAGCACCUCGACUUAUAAUCUGGACUAUGAAGGAUCUAAUAAAGAUACUAUAUACAGCACCGAAAGAAAUCGCUACUACAAUCCCAUAACAGAUUUCAGAAGCACUACAGAAACUGCCAAUCGACAUAUAAAUCAUAAUAAAGGUCAAAAGGAAGUAAUCAAAGAAACCUAUCACAAUCAAAGACAACCUUUAAAUGAUCCUUUUCAAACUAACAACAACAACAAUAAUAAUAAUCAAUACUCAGGACCAGCAGAAUGUUAUUGUGAACCGGAAGAUGAUAUAUAUCCCGAUUCUAAGGAAAUUGCCCGUGAAGCUAGACGUAAACUUAAGGAAGAACGUCAACGUAAAAAGGAACGUAAACGCAUUAAGAAGGCUCGCUUGGAAAAGGAAUGUCUUUCGGAGAAAAUGAAUUGUUUUUCACACGAUAAUACACAUUGGCGUACAGCUCCCUUGUGGAAUGAUAGUCCCUUCUGUUUUUGUAUGAAUGCCAAUAAUAAUACCUAUUCAUGUUUGAGAACCAUUAAUGCAACACAUGAUUAUUUAUAUUGUGAAUUUACCACAGGUUUAAUAACAUUUUAUAAUUUGAAAAUAGAUCCCUUUGAAACCUUAAAUCGUGCUUCAUCUUUAACCUCUGCAGAAAAAUCAUAUAUGCAUGAUGCUUUAGCUAAACUUAAGAGUUGUAAGGGACGCAAUUGUACCCUAAAGAAACCUACAAUUCCUGUAAAUGUUUCAACUACUGUGAAUAGUUUACCCAGGGGUACAAAACGAAAACAUGCUUCCGGCAUAGUUAAUACUCCAUUGAAUGUGAAUUCCGGUUUCAUUUCAAAUCGUAUGGACGGCUAUGAUGGUCCGCAAGCUAAACGUCGAAAAGUUGCAAAUAGAUGGUCAUCUAAUACAAAUAGUGUACGUCGUAAGCCAUGGAAACAACAUACACAGCAACAUCACCUGCAACAGCAAAAUAAUCAACAUCAUUCCUAUUACAAUAGACAAGAAUUUGGGCAACACAUACGACCCAACUAUAAUCAGCAUCAUAACCAAAAUCGUUUAACAACAACAACUACAACACAACAACAUAUAGCUGAACGUAAUACGAGUUUACGCAGAAAUCGUUUUCAUCAGGAUUUGCAGCAACAGCGUCAGCAGCAGCUAGAACCACAACGUCAAUAUAUACAACCACAAUAUAAAUCAGAAAACAAAGAACAGCAACAGCCAUCAAUAACAAUGAAAAAUAAUACAAUUGAUUUACAACUACAGCAACAACAGCAAAAUCCUUUAGAAAUAGGAAAACAGCAUCAUACAGCAAAUGAUAACAACAAUAGAACUUCAUCAGCAUCCACAUUCUCUUCCUCAUCAUCGGUUGUAACAAAAACUACAACAGAUUUAUAUGUGAACUUACCACAACAACAGCCAGCAACAACAACAAAGUCAUCUACAUCGACCUCAUCAUCAUCAUCAUCAUCUCCCACCACCACCACCAUAACAACAUCAUUUUCCUCACCACCACCAACCUUGUUAGUCGAACAUAAUCUGUAGUAAAGUUUUAAGUAGAAAUUCAUUAUCAUAUAUUUUUGUGUUUGUGCAAAUUUAUUGUAAAAUAAAAUUAUUUAUAGUUAACAAUUUGUUAUGUAAGUUAAAAUCUAAUCUAACCUAACAUCCUGUCCUUUCCAAAAAACAAGAAAUACAUUACACAAUAACAUUUUCAAAUGUUAGUUUUAAAGAUUAUUAUAAAUGCGAAUUCUUUCGACAAAAAGUAAUUCUAAAUAAUUUUAAAUUAUGUACUAUCUUUAACUGCUCAAUUUCAUAACAUUUUAACAUUCAUUUCGAACAAACAAAAUCUACAAAAUACUAAAAAAAUCAUGCUCUUUUAACAUAUCCAGCCAGCUGCAUAUCCUUAACGAAAUGUUAAAUUGUUAUUCAAAUAAAACUGCUUCUAUUUAAAUAACAUAACUAUUAAAUAAUUAAACUCUAGUAGCAACAUAAAUGCGCUGAUCUUUAAAACCAGUGAAAAACUAUUAGGCAACAUCAAAACUACUAUUCUAUACUAAACGAUACUAUAAAACUUAAUAUAUUAUUACAUACAUAUAUACAAACAUACAAUUAAUGAAUUGAACAUUAGUUUAUUAUGAAAAAUCUGUAUUGAUAUUUGCUAUAAAAUUAAUUGUAGCCUAAAAACAAUUCUAAGUCUAUUCUCUAAUACAA